Messenger RNA from Rhipicephalus microplus (southern cattle tick), 3354 nucleotides. Its product is annotated as glutamate receptor ionotropic, kainate 2. The record is from RefSeq and is a predicted model, not a curated record. Gene Ontology annotation, molecular function: ligand-gated monoatomic ion channel activity. Gene Ontology annotation, cellular component: membrane. NCBI's taxonomy places the organism in Eukaryota, Metazoa, Arthropoda, Arachnida, Ixodida, Ixodidae.
AUGGCGACUGCGUGCACCACGGCGUACUGUAAGCGGUGCGGCACCUUCGGCCACGAUACUGAGGGCUGCUCGGCAGACUGUAAACGUUGCGGGAGUCACCACGGAACACGCGAGUGCUUUCGUAAGCGCUCAUACGCUUCGGCCGCCCGCGGCUUCCCCUCGCUAUCUGAAUCCGCUUCGUCGCACUCUCAGUCAAGCGGCCCCGCCUCUGCCCGAGCAACUAACUCGCCGCGUAUGCAGGUCCUCACGUCCAGGUCUGCAUCCCGCACAACCGAGAGGGGAUCCCCUUCUGGGGACCGCGACUUAGACUCCGAUCUGACUUCAGGCAGUGGCAUGGGCGAUCCGUCCGCCAGUGAGGGGGAGAGGCCCGGGAGUUUUGACGAGACUACCACCAGGUCGACUGAAACAGAGUCUAGCGAUAUCGAGACGGGUUCGGCGCAAUCGUCCCCCCCUAAACCGCCUCCACCCUCGGCGAGCCGGGAUGACUGUGGGAAUUCGCUGACCGCGGCUGAAGCAACCCCCGAGUCCAACGAGCAGGGAGAAGCCCUCCUUGCUUUAUCAAACACACCCGUCAACGUCCGGGCCCCAGUGACCAGCCCGGCCUUGGAGGCCGACACCCAAGACCCAGCCGGCGACGACGCCCCCAUAAAAAGAGUCGUGUACGACCAUGCCGGCUCAUCUGAAGAAGAGAAGCUCCUGUGGCAAAUGCUCGACCGAGUCAACCUGAACGCCAGUGACGGUGGAGAGAAGCCAACGUCAAUGGCUGGUAACACAGGCACCCACGCGUUGGCCGACUCUUCUAGCAGAGCACUACACCUAAGCCUAGCCAUUGAAAGACUCGAUCCGGAAGACACCUUCAAAUCGGCAAAGAAAGUGUGCAGACUCCUGGAAAAAGGUGUUGUAGCAGUGCUGGGACCACGGAAGCCAGAAGCAGCUUCGCUGGUCGGCAGCGCUUGCGCUGGACAGCAUGUGCCACACAUCUUCUUGUCUCAGGAGUUUCAGCCCAAUGCCGGCGUAAACGCGGCGUCGGUGUCUGUUAGCAUGGCACCUCCUCACAGCGAGUUGGACAAGGCACUCCAAGAUUUGGUGAAAGCUCAACGUUGGAAGAGUUUCACGAUUGUCUACGAAAAGCCUAGGGCGUUGGUGCAGCUGCAUGGCCUCUUACACUUGACUCAGCCUGGCAGUCUCCCAAUUCCGGUGUCGCUUCGGUUACUUCCGGAGAAGAUGAACCCUGGGAUUGUUCUGCGGGAGAUCGCCAAGAACGGCGAAAGCAACAUCGUGCUCGACGUGGCGACUCACAAGCUGGGCGAUUUGUUGAGACAUGCACAAAGAGUUGGAAUCGUGAAUGAGUAUCACAACUUCAUCGUCACCACUCUGGACCUCCACAGUGUCGACCUAACAGCCUUACAGAACUCUGGGACGAAUUUGACUGGCUUCAUGCUUCUGAAGAGAGAGGUCUGGGAACAAGACAUUGGAGCUGUACGCGAGAAUUACACAAAAACUGGCUUAUACCCACUCUUCUUGACUCAUCGGGUCUCCUGGAAGCAAAUAAGGACAGACGCGGCUCUCACUCAAGAUGCUCUGAUCGUUUUGGUGCGUGCCAUCCAGAGCCUAGCCAAGGCACGUGCAUUGGAGGCACCACCACGAUUUAGCUGCCGUAAAAGCUCUGCGGAAAGGAACCUGACUCAGUCGAGCAUGCUUAAAGAGGCAGUGAGAAAGAUACGUUUCUCGGGCUUGAGUGGACCACUGUGGCUGGAUGCUUUGGGCCAACGGAGAAACGUGUCCCUGUACGUGGCAAAACUCAAGCGUACGGGACUGACUUCGGUUGGAACAUGGAGUACGUCAUCGGGGCUAAACAUUACUCGAGCAGAAAAGUUGUUUGAAGACGAAAUACUCAGCGUAUUGAAGAACAAGACUUUGAGGAUAACGACGAUAUUGAAUGCACCGUACGUCAUGCUCAAGAAAUCCGCGCACAGGCUUGAGGGAAACGACCGCUUCGAGGGUUACUGCGUAGAUUUGCUCCAUGAAAUAUCCGCAACGCUGGGCUUCCGCUACCGGCUCAAGCUCGUCAGAGAUGGCGCCUACGGAACCCGGGACUCACAGGGCAGGUGGAACGGCGUAAUGCGCGAACUUGUGGACAUGGAGGCCGACCUAGCGAUUGGUGACCUGACAAUCACCUCAGAGCGCGAGCGAUCUGUCGACUUCACUAUGCCUUUCAUGACGUUGGGGGUCAGCACACUCUACAAGAAGACCGACCAGAAGCGUUCCCUGCUCUUCUUCCUGUCUCCGCUUUCGGGGGAUGUGUGGCUUUGUGUCGCUGGGGCGUGCGUCGCUGUGAGCGUGGUUCUGUGCUGCGUUUCUCGUGCUCAGAGCGCAGUGUGUCGCGGAAAAAGUGCCGUUUCGCGAUGUUAUGUAUGCUGCUACUGCGGAAACAGUUUAGCGCGCAGUGAUGUAGAUUGGUACAGUGAAACGGACAGUGGCCGUGCGAGGCUCGACAUCAUCAAGGGUCAGGAAGCAGUCAAAUCACUCGGCCUCCAGCGAGAGACGUUAUAUUCUGACAGCCAGAAAAAUGGUACUCUGCCAACGGUGCCAAAUGACUUCGCUCUUCUUAACAGUUUUUGGUUCACAUUUAGCGCCGUCAUGAGGCAGGGAUGCGAUAUAUUUCCUAGGGCAGCUUCAGCGCGCAUCAUCGCUGCAACUUGGUGGAUUUUCUCCUUCGUGCUGGUUUCCUUUUACACGGCUAACUUGGCAGCCUUUCUGACUAAAGAGAGGCUGCUGUCACCCAUCGAGAGUGCCGAAGACUUGGCGAAGCAGUCAGCCGUGCGCUACGGAUGCGUUCGCUCAGGAUCGACUCACGCCUUGUUCAAGGAGUGGAGGCACGAGACGUACGAGAUGAUGUGGCACGCCAUGAAAGAGGACCUAGUGUCUUCCAUCGCCGAAGGCAUUGGGCGUGUAGAACGCGGUGGCUACGCCUUCCUCAUGGAGUCUACGAGUAUUGAGUACGUGGUACGAAGACGGUGCCAGCUCAAGCAGAUCGGGGGUCUUCUAGACUCUAAGGGUUACGGCAUCGCAACGCCGCAUGGUUCUCCGUACCGCAACAUCUUGUCGUCAACGUUACUUCGGCUGCAGGAGCGCGGCACACUGAAAACAUUAAAGGAUCGUUGGUGGAAAGUACGGGAUCCGCUUAAAGGUUGUCCUACUACAGAGGCCGGCGAAUCAAGGACUGUCGCAGCUAGCGAGCUGGGCCUGCGAACAGUCGGCGGCGUGUUCGUCGUUCUCCUUGCUGGUCUUGGUCUAGCCUGCCUCAUCGCUUUCGCCGAGUUGUUCUGUAAAGCGAGAUUAGGGCGCAGUUAA